AUGCUUCUCACUGACAUCUCAAACAUUUCUUUCUUUUUUUUUUUUGGUGCUUUUGCAGUGAGAGCAGUUUGUGCAAAAACUGUAAAAGGCCAGGCCACUUCGCUAGAGAAUGCCCCAAUGUGGCCAUUUGUCACAAUUGCGGUCUUCCUGGAUCCACUUCACAUGCUUAGCUGCAUCUUUGUAUGUUUGGUUGUGAAAACUGCAAUGCACAUCGCAUCAGAAUGCACCACGAAAUCCCUGUGCUGGAACUGUCGUGAGCCGGGCCACAUGGCUGGAAACUGCCCGAACGAGGGCAUUUGCCACACUUGUGGCAAGGCCGGUCACCGUGCCCGUGACUGCUCAGCUCCUCAGCUGCCACCUGGCGACCUGAGGCUGUGCAACAACUGCUUCAAGCAAGGCCACAUAUCGGCUGACUGUACCAACGACAAGGCGUGCAAGAACUGUAGGAAAACGGGCCACCUCGUACGUGACUGCACAAACGAGCCCGUCUGUAACCUUUGUAAUGUGUCCGGGCACGUGGCCAGAAGCUGCCCCAAGGCUGGAAUGCUCGACGAGAGGGGUGGGGCCCGCGGGGGAGGGUAUUUGCGGGAUAUUGUGUGUAGGACAUGUCAGCAGGUGGGACACAUCAGCAGAGAUUGUACGUCGAUUGUUAUAUGCCAUAAUUGUGGGGGGAGAGGCCACAUGGCGUUUGAGUGCCCGUCCGGGAGGUUUGUUGACCGUUUUCCCAGGAGGUAUUAGCUUCUUGAGUGUGAUGUGAUGUUUUGUUAUUUGUAUGUUUCGGCGAAAAAGGAUGGUUUUUUUUUUUUGGUUUUAGCAUGAGACGAGGAUGUUUUAUUAUCUUGACACGGACUUGUUUUGAUUUGCGCAGUGGUAAUGUGAACUUUAUAGUGAACUGUUGGGAUAUGCUUUAAGGGUCUUGUACUAUUGAUGUUUUAAUGUAUUGAGAGAUGGGGAUGUCAAAGGUGGAACGGCAUGCUCUAGAAUGANNUUUUUUUUUUUUUUUUUUUUUUUCCGAAACGAUAGGAAGCUCUUAUAAAUAGACCGAAUAGUAGUUCAAGUACAAUCACAUU
Messenger RNA from Striga asiatica, 1070 nucleotides. NCBI's taxonomy places the organism in Eukaryota, Viridiplantae, Streptophyta, Magnoliopsida, Lamiales, Orobanchaceae. The record is from the annotation of a GenBank genome assembly.